UAGAAUCAACGAAAACGAUUCAUCCUCUAACCUCUCUAUAUUAGAAUCAACGAAACUCUGUUGCUAAUGGCGGCUGUUUCAACUCCCUUCAACAGCUCUCUAAAUAAACCCUUCCUUUCUCUCUAUUCCUCUAUUCCCCAUUUGGGUUUCUCUCAAGUUGUUCAAUUUCCAACUUUGAAACCAAAAUUUCUCCUUUCAAACCCCAAAACAGUUGUAAUUUCUGCCGCCAAAGCUGAUGGAACAUAUGCAAAUGAAGACGACUCUCUCACAACUUUCGACUCUUCCAUCAGACAAAAGAGUAGGCGCCAUACGAUUCAAGUGUUUGUUGGUGAUGAAAGUGGAAUGAUCAAUCGUAUUGCGGGAGUCUUUGCUCGAAGAGGGUACAACAUUGAGUCUCUUGCUGUUGGUCUAAACAAGGACAAGGCUCUUUUUACUAUAGUUGUUUCUGGAACUGAAAGGGUGUUACAGCAAGUUAUGGAACAGUUGCAAAAGCUUGUAAAUGUGAUCAAGGUUGAAGAUCUAUCCAAGGAGCCACAAGUUGAACGUGAAUUAAUGCUUAUUAAAAUCAGCGCCGAUCCAAAAUACCGCACAGAGGUUAUGUGGUUGGUGGACGUUUUCAGGGCAAAAAUUGUGGAUAUAUCUGAUCAUUCUCUGACUAUUGAGGUAACUGGAGAUCCAGGGAAGAUGGUGGCUGUUCAGAGGAACUUAAGUAAAUUUGGAAUUAGAGAAAUUGCUCGUACUGGGAAGAUUGCCUUGAGAAGGGAAAAAAUGGGGGAAUCUGCUCCUUUUUGGCGGUUUUCAGCAGCAUCAUACCCAGAUCUUGAAGGUGCAAUGUCUGCUGGUACUAUUUCGAGUACAAUCAAGAGGACCCCUAAUGGAGAAUCUAUGUCUAUGGCUGAGGGAGAUGUCUAUCCUGUUGAGACAGAUGACAACUCUGGAGUCAGUCAAGUUCUUGAUGCUCACUGGGGUGUUCUCAAUGAUGAAGAUACAAGUGGGCUUCGCUCACAUACUUUGUCGAUGCUUGUGAAUGACACUCCUGGAGUUCUCAACAUAGUCACCGGAGUUUUUGCUCGACGAGGGUAUAACAUCCAAAGUUUAGCUGUUGGACAUGCUGAAGUUGACGGGCUUUCUCGUAUUACAACGGUUGUUCCUGGCACAGAUGAGUCAGUUAGCAAGUUGGUGCAGCAACUAUAUAAGUUGGUUGAUAUUCAUGAGGUUCGGGAUAUUACUCACCACCCAUUUGCGGAAAGAGAACUAAUGUUGAUAAAGAUUGCUGUGAAUGCUGCAGCACGCCGCAAUGUUCUUGACAUUGCCAGCAUUUUCAGAGCAAAAGCUGUUGAUGUGUCUGACCACACCAUAACUCUUGAGCUUACAGGAGAUUUGCAUAAGAUGGUUGCUUUGCAGCGGCUACUAGAGCCUUAUGGUAUUUGUGAGGUGGCGCGAACAGGACGUCUGGCGCUGGUGCGUGAAUCAGGUGUGGAUUCGAAGUACUUGCGAGGAUAUUCAUACCCUUUGUAGUCUAAAGUCCCCGAACCUAAGGAAAAUGCCUGCUCUUUGCGGAAUGUGUGUGAACAUGGAUGGCUGAAUCAAGUUGCUUGAUACGGAGAUGGUCUCCUGCCUGGCUGUGACGCUGCGGCUUUCAAGUCAAGUUUGCUUUCAUAACAGUACAUGCUUCAUGGCUUUUAGCUUUAGGUAGUUGCAAGUUUAUGAAAAUGAAUAGGGUACAUUUAGACCAUUCUUUGAACAAGGACGGACCUAGUCUUGAAGAUACAAUGAGUUUUCAGCUCUUUUCUUUUCACCUUUAGUCUUUAGCUGAGAUGGUUCUUCAAUAAGCUUCACUGAAAAUGAUUGACAUCGUCAUCUGAAUGACAAGUAAAAUAUGACUAGCAUUUUUGGUUUUUAAAUCUGAAAGUGAUAUGAAACAUCUAGAUACGUGCACUUGUUCUUUUUCCUUUUAUUUAUGGAAAAAGGCAUAGAUCCUCCCAGGCUGUAAUAUUUUAAAGUUUGAACUGCACACAUUUUAUACGGCUACUCUUUCUACUAA
Nicotiana attenuata is the source of this 2044-nucleotide messenger RNA. RefSeq names its product acetolactate synthase small subunit 1, chloroplastic-like. The record is from RefSeq and is a predicted model, not a curated record. Gene Ontology annotation, biological process: L-valine biosynthetic process. Lineage: Eukaryota; Viridiplantae; Streptophyta; Magnoliopsida; Solanales; Solanaceae. Bases 67 to 1518 code for a protein of 483 amino acids. Gene Ontology annotation, molecular function: acetolactate synthase activity; acetolactate synthase regulator activity. Gene Ontology annotation, cellular component: cytosol. The transcript is spliced from 12 exons.